AUGAAUGAUAUGAAAGAGACUAACAUAAAUUUAAAUGAUGAAAAAAAAAAAGAAUACAAAAAUAAAAUAACAAAUUUUUUUAAAAUAAAAUAUGAAGUAAAAAAAAAUGAAUCGAAUCAAGAUUUAAAUUUUAAAAUUAAUGAUGACAAUAUUCCUAGCGGUUCACAUUUAAAAAAUAAUGGUAUAGAUGCAAAAGGGACUAUUUUAAAGAAAAAAUUAAUUGAAGAUAAUUUUUUUAGAAAUGAUAAAAAUUUUAGUGAAAAAAUACAACUUAAAUAUAUCAAGAAAAAUGACAAAAAUUAUUCAGAGACAAAAAUGGAAAAGCAAACAAAAAAUAAUAAUUUAAUUUUAAUUAAUUCAGACAAUAAUAAAAAAAAUUAUGAAAAUGUAAAUUUAAAUUUUAUUCCAAAAGAUACAAAAAGCACAACUAUAUAUGGAACAAAUCUAAAAAAAAAGGAGACUAAUACAGAUUGUAUCAUAAAGAAUACAAAACGAGGUAGAAAAAGAAAAAAAAAAAUUGAUGAAGAAAAUAACAUAAUAAAUAUAAAUGAAAAAAAAGAAAAUACAAAUAAAAAUAAUUAUGAUUUAUGUAACUUUUCAAAUAAAAGUAACGUUAAUAUUAAUAAUGAUUUAACUAGAAGUAAAAUAAAUAUUAUAGAAGGUAAAAAUUCCAAAAAAGAAAAUUCAACAAAUAAUUUUAAUAAUGAUUUACCUGAAAACAAGAUAUAUCAAGAAACAACCACAAAUAUUCCUAAUGAAAGUAAAAAAAUAGUAAAAUCAAGAAAAAUAUCUUUAGUAAACUUCUUUGGAAAUGAUAUAGAAAUUACAGUUAAUGUAAAUGAAGAUAUAAAUUCUGAAAAUGAAACAAGUAGCGAGAAUAGUUUUAAAUGCGUUAAAAAUAAUAAUAAAUUAAAAUUUAAUAAUGCAAAUAUUGAAAGUGAAAAAGAAAAAAAAAACUUAGAAUCAUUAUAUAGGAGAAAUUCGAUUUCAGAUUAUGAAAAUUAUAAUCAUUCAAAUUACAGAAAUGAAAUAGAUAAUAGAAAAAAUCAAAUUGAAAAUAAAAAAGUUAAUAAUAAUCAGAAAAAAAAAAAUACAUCAAAUAAUACUUUAAUUGAUAAAGAAAAUUCACACAAUCCUCUAACUGCAGACAAAUUAAUAAUUGAGAAUAAAAGAAUACUAAAAUCAGAUAAUGAAUUAGACUCACAAAGUAUCAAGAGGAAAAGAACUAAACGAAUAAGAAAUAGUUGCAUCGGAAUAGAAAUAAAAAAAGAUAAUAAAUAUUUUAAUAAUAAAGAUAAGAGAAGAUCGUGUUUAAAUAUUGAAUUCACUAAUAAUUUAGACAAAAAAGAAAAAAAUAACUUAAUUCAAGAUAUAUUACCUAUAGAUGUAAAUAAUAAAGGGAAAGAAGAUAACAAAAAUGUGGAAAAAAAAAAAGAAGAAGAAAUAGAUAGAAAUAAUUAUAAUAACAAUUUUUAUCAGUUGCAAAAUGUGCAAGAAAAAUUAACUUCAAUUAAAAAUAAUUAUAGAUUAAAUGAUAAUGUAAGUGAUAUAUUAAAUGAAAAAAGAAAAAUAAAAAUUUUAAGGAUCUUAAAUAAAUAUUAUUUUGAUAAGGAAUAUAAUAAGUAUAUUAAUUUAAAAAAUAAAAAAACAAAAAGCAAAAAAAAGAAUUCUAUAGAAUUAUUAAGAGAUAAAUCUAAUAAGCCUUAUACUUUUUUUAUUGCGGGAAAAUUCAUAUAUUUCAGCAAUUUUGUACUAACUAAAAAAUUGAAAGAUAUUGGAUAUAGCAUUACUAAUAAUAUUCGAAGAUGUAAUUCAUUAGUUUUAGGAUAUGAUUUAAGCUCAGAUAUUUUAAGAAAAAUUUCAAAUUUUGAUGGUGAGAUUUUUAAUGAAAAACGUAUUAUGGAGCAUUUAAAAAUAAAUUUGCAAAAAUAUCUUAAUAUUUUUACUCCAAUAAAUAAAAAUAAUGGAAAAAAAUAUAAGUUUUAUUUCAAUGAAACAAACAUAAAAAAUGCUGACGUUUCUUUGAUAGAUAACAAAUUACAUAAUUUCUGCAAAUCCAUAAGUAAUUUAUUGGAUAGCAUUAAUGUAAAUAACUUAGACAAUAAUGUGCUAAAUGAUUUAAAAAAAAAAUUAAAUAAUUUUUUAUUAUUUUUGCAUAUUUCCAAAAACAAAUUUCAGUCAGACAUAAAUUCCAUUUUGUAUUAUUAUAAAAAAAAUUAUGCACUUAUAAAUCUACUCAAUGAAGAAAACUUUACAAGCUUUAUUCUAUUCUUUAAAAAAAUAUGUAAUUUGUUUUCAACCUGUUAUAUUAAUAAUAACCUUUUAACUUUGGAAAAUAAUAUUACUAUUGAAAUAUACUUAAAAAACGAGGAAAAUUCAAAGGAGGAUCAUAAUACUAAAAAAGAGAGUUUAAAAAUAGAAGAGAAAAUAAAAGAAGGGAUAAAUGAAAAUAAUGUAAUAAAUAAUAAAACAGAAAAUACCAGAAAAAAUGAAAUAUUACAUUAUACAGAAAAUAAUGAAAGCAAAAAUUUUGUAAAUGCUCGUAAAUUUUAUAUGAAAAACGUAACAGAGAAUGAAAUACAAAAAGAGGAAAUUUUGAAUAAGGAAAAAUACUGUAAAGAUGAUUUCUUAUUUGAUCAUAUGGCAAUUAAUGAUUAUUUUGAAGAUAGAGAAUCGAAUGAAAUUUCUAACGAUAAGGAAGCCAAUGAUAAUUUAAAUUUAGUCGAAAAUAAAAUUUUACAGAACAUAAAAAAGAGUGAAAAGUUAAAAAAAAUAGAUAAUUUAUGGAGUAGUUUUUUUAAACCUAAUAGCCUGUAUGAAAUUGCUGGACAUAAAAAUGAAAUUUUAAGGUUGUAUAAAAUUUUAAAAAAAAAGUUUCAUGAUCAUAUUAUGAAUAUAAAAUAUGAAAAUGUAGACUAUAUAGAAAAAGUUGAAAAAAAAAAAAAUACAAAAAAAGAGAUAGAAUCAGAUAUAAAUAUUAUUUUUCUUAUUUAUCCUCCCAAUUCUGGAGUAAAAAGAUUAGUAGAAUUAAUUUGUUAUGCAUGUGAUUUGUGCCCUAUUUACGAAAAUAAAGUACAAAAAUAUAAAAACAUAAAUUAUUUCUUUAAAUAUACUCAUGGUUUGAAAGCAAUAUCAAUAUAUAAUGCAAACAGAUUAGAUAAAAAUUCAAUAUACGAAUUAAACUUAAGAAAUGAUGUAUGUAUAUGCUUAUAUGAAGAUAAAAAUUAUAUUAUUAACAAUUUUAAUAAUUUUAAUCCACCUUUAUUGGAUAACAUCAAACACUUUCUUAUUAAAUUUUCAUAUCCAUCUAAGAAGGCACUAUUUUAUAGAUGUUUUGCUGUUUCUUCAUGUGUUAUAAAAAACUUAAAAAAAAAAACUUUUAAGUUAUUAUUUGAAAUAUGCAAAUUAAAGAAUUUUUCAUAUUCUAUUGAAAGUGUUUACAAUAAGUUACAUUUAAUAUCUAUUUAUAUAAAUUAUAUUAAAAAUAAUUACUCUUUUGAAAAAGAAUCAGAAUCUAAUAAUAAAAUGAAUGUGAAUAAUUUAAAGAAGAUUAUAAUAUGUGAUAGUAAUGAUAGUAAUACAAGUUCUAAUAUAUAUGAUGAUGAUAAAAAUCAUUUAUUAAAUAAUAAAUUUGCAGACAAAAAUUAUUUAGAAAAUAAAAAUGAUAUUUCUUUUCCAAAUAAUAUAAUAUAUGAAUAUAUCACAAGUCACCUUUUAAAUAGAUUUUUAAUUAAUAACCAUGAGGAGAUUGAAUACGAUAUUUUUAAACAAAAUGAUAUGACCUUAUACAAAUCAAGUAAUUUAAAAAAUUUGAACAAAUUAAAUAAUGAUUAUUAUUUUUAUGGAGGAUUUGAUUUAGAAGAAAUAAAUGAUAUAGUUUACGAUUGCUUUGAUAAACUUUAUCUUAGACAUAAAAAUGAUGUAAUUUUAGACUUUAACAUAAAGAAAAAUAAUAUGUUAGAAGAUAAUAUUGAUUAUUUGUAUAUGAAUGAUAAAUCUAAAAAAGAAAGAGAAAGCAUUUUAAUAAAAGUUCUAGAGCUAUAUUUAUUUUCUUCCAUUCUUAUAAAAACAAACGAUAUCAAUAUUUCCUUAAUUGCUAUAGAUAUGGUGGUUUAUUGGAGUACAUUUCUGUAUAUGAAUCCAUCAUUUUCAAGAACAAAACAUAAAAAACAAAAAAGCAUUUACCAAAAUGAAGAAACAAUAAAUUUAAAUAAUAAUGAUUAUAUAAAUCAAAUCAAAUUAAAAGACCAAUUUAAAAAUAAAAUUGAUAAAUGUAAUAAAAUAUAUUCUGAAAAAAUAAAAAAAUACAAACAUCUCAUGCUUCAUUUUAAGUUUCCAUUUAAUUUUUCAUCAGCAAAUAUAGUAUAUGAUAUUUUACAAUCUAAUAAAAUUGUCAAUUUCAAUUUAAAAAAAAAAUAA
This is a messenger RNA of Plasmodium relictum, 4419 nucleotides long. Its product is annotated as conserved Plasmodium protein, unknown function. The transcript has a single exon. The record is from RefSeq and is a predicted model, not a curated record. NCBI's taxonomy places the organism in Eukaryota, Apicomplexa, Aconoidasida, Haemosporida, Plasmodiidae. The coding region runs from base 1 to 4419 and encodes 1472 amino acids.